AAUGGUUGACCCCUUCUCCAUCAUCUCAACACUGGAUAUUUGCUUCAAAUAUGGCUCGAUGCUAGUCGAAUUGUGCUCUGCCUUUAAAAAUGCGACGAGUAAAAUCAUCGAGCUGGUACUUCGCCUGAAGAAUUAUUGGAUACGAGCCCAGGUCCAAUUAAAAAUAGUGAAAAGCAUAGCGCACACACUGGAUGAUGAGCAUCGAAAAAUACAGCAGGAAACACUGGAUUUGCUUGCAAGCAAACUCAAAAUCGCGGUGCAGAGUAUUGAGUCGGUGACCAAAAGCAAAGAUUCCGAUGACGAGUCGGUUACAGUCCGGGUCAAGCGAUGGAAGUAUGCGCUCUUUCAACAAAAGAUCGAGAGCGCAAUACAAGACCUGGAGCUUUGGCAGCAAAUGUUUGAUCCGUCGUGGUACUUGAUCAUAAAAGCAGCCACCCCCCAGAUUGAUACUGAACUGAAGAUAUAUAAACAAACUAUUCCGGCAGACGGUCAAGCUCCAAUAGUAUCGGCCAGAUCGCUGAGAUCAGCACUGGCUCCUACAUCGACUCAUCAACCGCCCAUCUUUCUUCCUGAAACGGGUCUGGACUCUAUCCAGCUAGACAGUAUACCACUAUGCACUGCCAAGUUUGGACGGCGAGAUGAAGACAUUUCAAAGGCAUUGGUCGUGGAGCGAAUCCAUCGCUUUCCCGAAACUGACAUCCGGCAGCUUGAGAAAGACGUUCGGGAUUUAGCAAGGAAGCUGGCCCACUCUAGCCCCCUCGAGUUUGGCCUUCUGAACUGCAAAGGUGUGAUCAAGCACUUUGAACAAGAUGCAUAUCCUACAGGACCGUCCGCAUUUACGUUUGUAUUCCGCAUGCCUCCUAGACUCUCCCAACCCCGAAGCCUUCGCAGCCUGCUCCAGAAUACGAAGCCACCGGACUCUCUUUCAGAUCGGUUCCGACUCGCCAACGAGCUUGCAAGAGCCAUCAGCUACGUUCAUACGUUUGGAUUUGUGCAUAAAAAUAUUCGACCAGAGACAGUACUGCUAUUGCGCAGCGAAGAUGCCUCCAUUGGCUCCAUGUUUCUUAUUGGAUUUGACAGUUUCCGGUCGGCAGAGGGAAAGACAUUACGCAAAGGCGACUUGGCGUGGGAGCGAUGUCUCUACCAACAUCCGGGGCGGAUAGGGCCAACCGCGAGGGAGGAUUACAUCAUGCAGCAUGAUAUUUAUAGCCUCGGUGUCUGCUUACUCGAAUUGGGUUUAUGGGAGUCGUUUGUGUUGUAUAGCGAGAAGGACUUGGGGUUGAGCGAUGGCCAGGUUCUCACAACGAGAACCACUCCAGCGCCUAGUCUUAGAUCAGACCGCUCUUCCUCAUUGUAUCAGGACCGUCUGCUUUCUUUGGCUCGUGGAGAACUAAGAACCAUAAUGGGAACUCGAUACUCCGAGGUGGUGGUGACCUGCUUGACCUGUCUAGACCCGGGAAACGUUGAUUUCGGCGACGAAAGCGAGUUUCAAGACGAAGAUGGAAUCCAGGUUGGAGUGAGAUAUAUUGAAAAGGUCAUCAUGCGGCUUAACAGUAUUUUUGUUUAGAGGAAGAUAGAAUACAUUGCUUGUCAUUGGCAUAACUAUUGGAACUGUUCAAGGAAAUCCUGGCUUUUAUUAGCGAUUUGUAAAUGUUAAGAAACUCGGGUAAGAGCUUGCAGAUUGAAGGGCCCAAAAGCUUAAGCUGUAUAAAAAUAAUACAAAUGGCGGAAGAUAC
This is a messenger RNA of Talaromyces proteolyticus, 1736 nucleotides long. RefSeq lists its product as uncharacterized. The record is from RefSeq and is a predicted model, not a curated record. NCBI's taxonomy places the organism in Eukaryota, Fungi, Ascomycota, Eurotiomycetes, Eurotiales, Trichocomaceae. The annotation marks the transcript as partial. The transcript is spliced from 3 exons. Gene Ontology annotation, biological process: protein phosphorylation. Gene Ontology annotation, molecular function: protein kinase activity; ATP binding.